Molecule: messenger RNA, 918 nt
Organism: Trichosporon asahii var. asahii CBS 2479
Lineage: Eukaryota; Fungi; Basidiomycota; Tremellomycetes; Trichosporonales; Trichosporonaceae
Exons: 1
Coding region: 1-918 (305 amino acids)
Source: RefSeq, a predicted model, not a curated record
AUGCUGCCCCAUGCCUCAUUCAGUGACGCAGUAUCGGACCUGAAGGCCGCUUUCGCGUGGCUCCGCCUUCAUCUCCCCGAGGCCAUUACGGCGCUCUGCCCAGCCUCCUCCGUCGACCUGGACAGCUACAUUACGGCGGGGGACAGCGCGGGCGGGAUCCUCGCGCUCCUCAUGCCCUUCGUCCUAUCUCCUAAGCCACGAGCCGUAUUCGAAGCGUACGCCAUCACAGAUUUGGGCGAGUAUCAUCCGCCCAAACCGGCCCAUUUCCCGCUCUCCGGCCUCUUCUCUGAAGACGAGAUUAGGGCCGCGCUGGAGGAGAGAGACCCCGGAGGAGCGAUGACGGGGAACCUGUACAAUGUGGAGCUCCCGCCUCCUUUUGGAAGAGUGAGGGCUGAGGAUCUGGAGAAGGCCAUUGGGAGGAGACUGGAGGAAGGAGAGGCGAGGGGCAUGGCUCUGCGCAACGACAUGUCCAACUACUGCCUCAAGCAUAAGCUCACGCUCCCGUUGUUGUUCCGGCAUACAUUCCUCGACAAGCCCAUCUUAGCUUCUGGCUCCCCUUCCCAAAUCGCCAAGGCCGAGGCCGACUUCCAAGCCCAAGUCCAGGCCCUGAGUCCCCUCCACCUCCUCCGGAGACAGAACGAGUACCCGCCCACAGUGAUCUGGCACGGGACGACAGACGGCGGCGUGCCCCACUCCACGCACGCUCUGCCCUUUCUCAAAGAACUCGAUGCGCGCGGAGUCGAUAGCUUGGCCCUCUUUGCCGUCGGCGCCAGCCAUGUCUUUGACGCGUUCAUCGUCGAGCCGAGCGAUCAGGGCUGGAGCGACUUUGUGCUCCCGACCAUGGCUUUCAUAAAGCGGCACGUUCCCCCCGAUGCCGCUUUGGAUGGGCGGGACGGUCGGGAGAGGGCGAAACUGUAG